Notodromas monacha is the source of this 7434-nucleotide messenger RNA. The record is from the annotation of a GenBank genome assembly. Lineage: Eukaryota; Metazoa; Arthropoda; Ostracoda; Podocopida; Cyprididae.
GUCAUUUGCGGUAAUUUGAUUGCAGAUGAAGCUAGUGGACCUUGUAGACGCCAGAUCGACUCGUGAUCGACAACGAUGAAUGUUGCGCUCGGCUUUGAUUGCUCAAACCAGGUUUACUUACCCCAGUCAUCCACUAACGAUUCAUCAUUCCCUGCCGAACCCGAUCGUUCAUUUUCAUCCGAAAAUAUGGCUAGUCGAGGAGGACCGACGGUUGCUGGAACGGACGGAAUGGAUUUUCUCCACCGUGAACGUGUAGCGUCUCACUACCAGAUCAGCGCGAAGAACAAAUCACGGUUGAAAUAUUGCAUCUGCUUUCAUUAUUUGUUUGUCAUUGUCAUGCUGGUGAAAAUGAUUCCUGACAUCCUCGACCGCCUCGAUAUAUUUAUCCUCGAAAUCGAGGAACUUUUCGUUCCCCCGCCGAUGUUAUGGGAGUACACAUGGCUUUUUGGUUCCGUGUUCACGUUCAGCGGGAUCACCGCGGUACGACGUAAUCGCAUGAGUAGCUUGAGGGUGUAUCAAAUUGGUACGCUGUUAACCGGACUGCUUCCUGUUGUCUUCGGACUCGUUUGGUUUGGUAAGGAUGUGAAGAUUUAUGUGGAAACAAGAUCUUUGGACAAGAUUCAGACAUGGCAGAACACGAGAGAAACGGCCCAGGCUAUCAAGAAAAUGCCACUCCGUCGUGCUAUCAAGUUCCUGAAGAAUGUGGUUGCCCACAAGGAAUGUGUGCCUUUUCGUCGAUUCAAUGGAGGUGUUGGACGUUGUGCUCAAGCCAAGGCUUGGAACACCACCCAAGGCAGGUGGCCGAAGAAAUCUGCCGAAUUCCUUCUGCAGUUGUUGAAGAAUGCCGAAUCCAACGCGUAUUACAAGGGGCUCGAAAUGGAUCAUCUUGUCAUUGAUCACAUUCAGGUCAAUCGCGCCCCGAAAAUGCGUCGUAGGACUUACCGCGCUCACGGACGCAUCAAUCCUUACAUGUCAAGUCCGAGCCACAUUGAAGUCAUCCUCACGGAAAAGGAGCAGGUGGUGGCAAAACCAGAAGCGGAAGAGGCCGCCGGAAAGAAAAAAGUUUCGAAGAAGAAGUUAGCGCGGCAAAAAGGUUUGUUGAUAGGAUGCUCCUAUGUUGGAGGAAUGGCGAUGAUGUCCAUGCUGAUGGACAUUUACGAAGGCAAGAAUAAAGCCGGUAAAAGUCGUAACUGUUCAGUGGUGAGGGAAUCUGCGGACAAAGUCAUCAACCAGUCUAGAAGCUCGCGCCAUCGGGAUCUGGAGCAGCAGAUGCACACCGGUAACAAGAGAAUCGUGUCGUCGCUUGUCAGCUGCCGAGGGAUAAAGCACAGGCGAAGAUCAAAGGAUUCAUUGAGCACGGGUUACCCGUUGCUGGAUUUCAGCUCUCGGUCUGUUUCCGGAACAUCUUGCGAUCCAAAUUGCGCCAAUCGUGAGCGCCAGUGUUCGGGGAACAGUGUGUACGACGUCAACGUCUCUGGUCUCCGUCCGGGUUGUCCCUCUUUAGCCGACCCCUCUGACAGACGGGUACUGGAAAUCAGAAUCCCUCUUGGCGAAGAUGGUGUCCUUGGAUCAGAGCUACCCGCAGAAAUUGAAGUUUCUACUUCUGCCGGAAAUGCCAAUCGCAUUGUCGGUUCUAGGUUGGAUCAAUAUCCCGGGGAGCCGCUUGAAGUACUCGAAUCUGCAUGUGGCCUUUCCUCAACGAAUCCCCGAAUACCAGUCUAUCACGAGUAUAGUCCGUUGCGAGCGGAUGUUUGCGCAGUGUAUCCGGCGCGAAUUCGUGAUCAGCCUUUUGUGCCCGAAAAACGUGCCCCUGGUGGUGUGGAAAAUGCUGGUGACAGACGUUCUAAAGAUUCCAGUUUCUUCUCCACUUUUGAGUCGCACACUUUGGGUUACUCUCCUGCCCGCACGACAGUUUCAAAUAAGAUUCCUGGUCACUCCCGUGGAAUCGGUGGCGUUGAUUUUCCGAAGGGAAAGUGGGAUGUGAUGGGUAAAAGGUCUCGCGAUCCUCAUGGGAGUUCCGAGACCGUCGCAGACGGUUUGCUUACGGAAUCUUCGUUCAGAUUUGAUAAUGCGGGAUUCAAUUGCCCCAACCCAAGUUACGCGCCGAAACAGAAAAGGUCUAGGACCCUGAGUGACGAGGACUUUAAAACGUCUUUGACAUGGAAGAACUUUUCCGCGGAAUCGAACAACCUUGUGGCGUCAAGGAAUGCUGGCAAGCGUAAGAGAGAUGAAACCAAACCAGCCGUAGACGACCUCAGAAAAUUCACCAUCAGUGACAAAAGCAAGGAGAAAUAUGCUGGCGGUGAUAAACCGAAAAAAGUGCAUAGCACGCCGUGGGAAACCAAAAAGAGUAGAGAAUGUACGGUUGUUCCUGGGAGCAGACAUUCCGCAUGUUCUCCAAUUUUUGCGAGUUCUCAUUCCCUCAGUGGCCGAGAAAGUCGACCUCAUUCUCCUUUUUCCUUCUCAACGUUCCGCUUCCACCACGGUGCACAGAUACGCCCUCAAAUCACGGAAUUGGACGGAAAACGGAGCUUGUAUCUUGAUCGCCAAGCGUCGCUCCUCUCCGUCGCCCGAAAACGCUGUUCAAGCAUACCACCGGCACCGCGACCAUCUCCCGUUUUGGUAGCCUGUGUUGAAGCUCACGCCCAAACGUCGAUUGAGAUCGUUCUGAAGCCAGUGGAAGAGGUUCCGAAAGAAAAGCGAGACGCCGGAGACCCGCAGUCGCAUGACUCCGGCGUGGGUGCUUGUGACAAAACUGCCGCCAGUUCGUUGGUUGAGAAAAGCAGAGAAUUAGCCGCUACUGACUGUGGAUCAUCGUUGCUUGAUCUGCUAAUGCUUGUGAUUCUCGAACGGCUUCGGGGAAAAGAAAAAUCGUUGGUCUUACCGUCAUUGUCAGUUAGAGCGCCGAGGAAGAUGAAAAAUAGGCGGGAGAGACGCGUGCGGAAGCAUGAUUUUAUCGCACACCGGCUUGAAACUGCCAGCCGCACGAACCUGACCAGAACAUUAUCUGGGGAUGACAAUACUGAAUCUACUUCAGCUGGUGCUCCCAAGGAAACUACGAAAUGCGAGUCGAUUGAAUCCGAAAAUUCUGAGGAUAAACAAGUUGUUAGAACUCUUGAGAGACGAAGUUGCGAAGCGUGUGAGCGUAUGCGUCUCUCGUGGAGCGAUCCCGCCGUAUUGUCCAAAACGUUCAAUCUCAAGUCGAAAGCUUUUCGGGGUAAACGACGUGACAUGCAUCCUGCCCAACCGCCUGAGCCUUUUUAUUCCGACAACGACGGACAUCUGCCGGAAACACGCGACAAUAUGGCCCUUAGAAUCCAUGGUUCCUCAUCGUCGAGGGAAUUCGACGAAAAAUGUCAAAAAAUCCUUCAAGAACUCGGGGAGGCAUUGUCGUUUCAUCACGCCAGGAGGCAGAUCAGUUCACGGCCGAUCAGUCGCCCAAGCCUGAAAUCCAGUAUUAUCUCACUCCCCGCUAACUCCCGAGAAAAGCCGUCUUCGAAACAGACUUGGAACCGAGUUCGAUUCAGUGAUCCCAUUGAUCGAGUGGAAUAUUUUGGCACACCCACAGUCCGACUCCGUUUUGAUGGAACUAGAAGGAAGAAACACUCCCCGUCCAGUGUGCUGAAGUCUACUAUCUUGGACAAUUUAAUGAUCGCGAAGAAACUUACUUGUUUGCUUAGAGAGACCCAUGCGAGAGCCGCUCAUGGGCAUCGUGGAAUGACUGACGCUUCUCCAUCACCAACAACCGAACCUUCCGACGUGAAGGAUUCUAUUGGGAGAAACACUUCUCCAGUAAUUACAGAAGCCGCUGCUGACGAAGCUGUAGAUCAGCUAACGUCCACGUCUAAAUGCUCCUCUGCUGGAACUCCUUUUCAUCCUUCUGAUUGUGAUGACAUGCGGUUCAUCAGUCCUGCAAGAGCGCUGGAUGAACGUUCUUCUUCCGCAUGUGUGACGAGUUUGAAGGAUUUAUCUUUCGCCGUGUUACCAACGGAAAAACAAACUCGAGAAGAAACUUCGCAUGAACACAGAAGAAAUUAUGCAAGCUCCAAUGAUUCUCUCAUGUACAUUCAACCUGCGUCGGCCGUCAAAGUUCACACGUUAACUUAUUUCACUCGAAGCGCUCCCCCGGUUUCCGCUGCUAUGCAAACCACCAUUAGCAACAAAUCCUCGGUUAAAUUUUUCAAACGACCCGACGAAUGCAGUGAAGACGAAGUUGAUGACCUACAUUCGACUGUAGCGCUUUCCGAAGCGUCUGAUUUCAACUGUCGGCAUGCUCCGGAGCCAAGUCCGUCGUACUUCUCCGAAUUUAUCAGUAAAGAUGUAUCAUCAGCCGGUGUAAGUCAGAGGCUAUCGAUUCACGAUGAAGUAUUCGAUGACUUUGACGAAAUAACUGACGGCGAGUUGAGUUUUGAUGCUGAAAAUACGGCGUAUUGUACCCGCGAAGUUCCUAUGACUGCUCUCGUGUCGAACCCUUUUGAAGCAGUUCCAGGAAAUGAGGCCGUCAGGACGGGAAACUAUGCAGGUACUUCUGACGAAGCCUCUGCGCUAUGCUCCGCACAUCUCGAAGUGGAUUCUGCAAAAUCCAUGGAAAACUCGUCCUUUGAAAAAGAAGCUCAGGAAAAUUCGACUGAAAGCCUUGUGUCAGCUGACCUAAUGUCAGUUGACCCCGGUGUGUUCAUCUCUGACGUGUGCAGCGCCGGUUCUACUGGGAGUUCGUCAUCUUCAAACGUUGGCAGUUCUAUCAUCAAGGAAAUCCUGGCCGAGCAUCGACGUGAAACGUUGUCCCAAGAUUUAAACAUUGAAAUACAUGAGGAUUUCAGCUCUUCAAAAUUUGCUGACAUGAACCCCGAAGGAAAAUAUUUCCCAGUCGACGUGUUGAAGAAUAAUAAAUCUUCGAACGGGUGUGCUGAGCAAUUAGCCGAGCCUGAGGAUGAAACUCGUCAUCAACUUUGUGUUGCCCGUGAAUCGACUACAAAGGAAGAAGCUCACGUAGUUCCAGUACAAAAGAUGCAAAGCUUCAAAGUGGCUCGGGGUUCUGGUCGUAAUUUUCGAGCCUCUGCGAAUGAAACCCAAGUUCGAGACUUCGAGCGACCGCGGAAUGCGUCCUCAAUUGCUUUGGCGUCCCCUGGAGACAGUCACGUGUGUGAGGUGAACUCGUCAGCGGAAAACUCGAAGACUAGACUGGAUGCAGCAACACUAUCAUUUGAUGAAAUCUGUGCUGAAGGUGAACCAAAUGUGGAAGACGUCGGAGUCGCUGAUGAGAAGCGUAGCGAGGAUCUCACUGGAAAUUUUGUCAGCUUUUCCCAAGAAGAAUUGCAAUCUUCGAGUUGCAAUGAGGAUCGAGUGGAAAUGGCCACAAGAUUCUUCGAAUCCCAGCUUUCCGAGGAGGAUUACGACGCAUUUAGCGAAGCUGCGAGUAAGUUGAAGUUGCGCAAGAAUUUCAUUUCGGAGACGAAUGCGAUCGUUGCCCGGAGGCGAACCCUUCCCGCCAUAUUGGACACCAUGCUCGCCAGGAAGUAUCUUGUAGAACCUGGAUUUCGGACGCAGUCUCGACGGCGCCCACCUGUUGAGACAAAACCUGUUGGAAGAAGUGAUCUAGUUGCGACAAGGAGUGAGCCACUCAAAGACAUGAAGCGGCAUUGUGGAACAGCGGCCAACGUCACAAAAAGCGCACCGUUUGGUGGCGCUCCGGUAACCGUAGGCGCUAAACAUGCCAACGAAACUCCAAAAGCCUGCCUGAAAUCGGUUUUGAGGAGAGUGAUAGAAGCUAUUGAGGACCAAAAUGCGUCUUGUCCAAUCGUUAAAACGGAAGGCUGUAUUCGAGCGGAUUUAUCUGUUGACGAUCUUCCAAAAACCUGUCCUAUCUCCAAACAUCAUCGGCUUGCAGUCCAUUCCGAAACGAGGUUGUUUGAAAGUGCGGCUGGAGCUAACGAAACUGUCCAUGACCUGGAUUCAUCAAGCGCGGGUGGUGGUGCUGGUAAUGAUUCAGAAUUGGAAAAUGAUCAUUUUGAUGACCAACGAAAUUUUGGCGACGAUGUUGCGCACUGGGCAAUUAUAUCCCCUCCGAAAGGAACCGGAACCAUGAGUAGCGCUGUUUCCGAAGAGACUCCCGCUAUUCCAUCGGACGAUGAUUUGAAGCAUGAUUUCAACGAUUUCACUCACAUCGGGCGUCAUUCCUCGGGUUUAUCGGAUGAUCGACAGCCUGAAAUUUUGUCGGAAUCUUUCCACUCGCCGAAAUCUCAACCGUUCGUGGACGAUGCGUACGUUCAAAAGAUGGCUGACGAUCCAAGUUUGGUGCCGAUUCUCCCGCGAUGCGAUCCAGUGCUUGGGCGAUACAGCAGUUCUUCAACGGAAAAUGCUGAUGCUUCUUUGAACAAACUUCUCGAAGAUCGGCACAAUCGACGCUUGGAACGGCGAUAUCGUCAAGCAAAAAAAUCGAAAGUGGUGGAUGGUUCCGACUCUCAGUGUGAAACAUACCCGAAGGGCAAUAUUAUGACACUCGGCAACGACGAAGACCCAAGCCAAGCCUCUUACGCCCUUGAUUUGCCCUCUUGCGAGCAAGAGAAAUCUGUCUCUGACAACCGUCGUCUUUUGGAAAAUUCUGUCUUAUCAAAAUCGAAAGUGAAAUCUAUGAUGAAAACUGUGGCGCCGGAAGUUGUAAAGCAAAUUCCCUGGGUUUCUUCAUCGACGUCAUCUCGUCCCGCUACUCGGGAACGCAGCCACAACACGGAGACAUCCGCAUCUUCCCGCGACCGCUCUGUUUUAAUCAAAGCUUGGAUGAAGGACCUUUUGAGAAAGGGCCUUCGCAUCCGCCGAAGAAAUAAGGCAGAUCCACGACACGAAGGUGGAAGUGACGCGUUGCUGGCGGCAACGAGAAAAAGCGCCAUAUUUUCCGCCUGGACUGCAGCUUUGUUGGAGACUUCGCAAGUGCUGAAGGAAGCGUAUCCCACAGAUAGCUCGGAGACAGUUUUUGGAGAAGAUGAUAUUCUGAAUGUUUUAGCGGAUUCCUUGCGCCAACUGACAUCGUUUGGGUCUGAAUGGGAUUCUAGUGGAAGUGACGGAAUCGCGAGUUGUGCUUCAGCUUUAGCCAUAAUUGAAGAAGCGAAGCAAAAUUUGAACGUUGUGCAAAGAUCCUUACUAAAGAUCAACUCGGCUAUUUCCCUGAAAUCAAGAUGUUCUUCGACAUCUUCGUUGAUGAGUCGAAAUGAUCAUAGUCACAGUUUUACUUUCCAUCCGAACGCGGGGAGUGAAAUUGAUCUGAGCGAAGUCGAGCUGGAUUUCUUCGAAUUCGAUGCGUUCGACGAUGGUAUUGGCUCGAUGGAGGAAAUAACUUUGAAUGCUCAGCAUUUGAGUAACUUGUCUGAUGUCCCAGUUCUAGCCGUGGAUAACUUGCGAGACCACGGAAAGGGAGUUGAGCUUUUGAUGGAAAAUUAG